CCUGUCACUUGUGUUGAGAGCAGGCACCACGAGAAGAAAAAUGAAAACGUGACAAGCAAAGCAAGCAUUUUGGGAGCAUCACUGCGCGAGAGGUGAAGAAAGGAGCCUGCCUGCCUGCCUGCCUGCCCUGCGCGUAUCCGCGCGCGUGUGUGUACGUGCGUGUGACUUCCUUCUAAUCUAACCUAACCUAACCUAACCGGACCUGUGAGGGAUGUCAGGCCGAAGCGGUGCAGCUUCUCGCGGCUGCAGCAACUCCGGCGUGUCGCUGCUGCCCCUCCGGGCCAUGGUGCUCUACCAGCUGCUCCCCAAGACGGCUGAGCGGACCUCGGCCCGCCCGCCCAAGCCCACCAUGCGGCGGACGCUCUCUUUAGAUGCCAUCCUGGCGCCGUACCUGCAGGGGCAGUGGCCCAAAGAACCCAAAGAGGGCCCGGCGGGACUCUGCGAUAAGGCCACACAGACGCCAUUUUGUUGGGCAGAGGAGACGCGGGCCAGGAGAAGUUUGGGCGGUCACAAGCGAUCAGCAUCGUGGGGCAGUGCUGAGCACCUUAAGGAGGUGGCCAAGCUGAGGCAGCAGCUGCAGAAGCGAUCCCGCCACGCCGCUCCUUCUGCGCCAGGGUACGAAGCGUGGCACCGUCCGCCGACUGCGGGCGUCACCCAGGUGCCGUUGAGCGGACUGGCCUCGCGUCUGCGGCGAAGCGACGAGGGCCUCAACUUGGAGCUGGAGGAGGCCUUUGUGUCGGAGAAGCGGGACGACCAGCAUGAGCCGUUGGACAUCCCGGACGGGCACAGGGCCCCCGCUCCGGUCCAGAGGUGCAGCAGCGGCUCCCAGAGCGAGUCGUCGCCGGGCCCGCUGGAUCUUUCCUUGUUGUCUCCUUCGCAGUCGCCGUGCGCUUUAGAUUCUUUCUUGCUGUCGCCGUCAAGCUCACCCUGCUCUUUGAACCCUUCGCUCUUCUCGCCGUCCGAGUCACCAGGGUCUCCUACUCGUGAGGUCGUUUGUCCGUCUCCUUCCGCGCUUUUCCAUCCUCCCGCGUUGCCAGCGUGCUCGUCCCCCACCUCGCGGCUGCCGCGGUUGCCGUGCCCCGACCAAAGUUUUUCCUUCCAGCGGCAGCCGCCGGAAGGCUGCGAGCCGCUUGGAGUGUGUCGGGACACAAUGUCCACCUGUCCGGACGAGGCUGUCCACCUGCAGCCGUCUUGUCCCGACCUCAAUAAGGUCAACUUCACCCCGCACGGAGGCUCUGCUUUCUGCCCCGUCAGCCUCCUCAAGCCCCUCCUGCCUUCCAUGGACCUGCUCUUCCGCGGCCUGUCCGUCUCGCCCGUCAGCGGCUGCCCGGGCCAGGCAUCUCCCACCAGGCAGCUGGGCAUGCAGUGAGGGUCACGCUGGACUAGACUUGUCUGAGUUUAUUUGGG
Molecule: messenger RNA, 1407 nt
Organism: Syngnathus typhle (broad-nosed pipefish)
Lineage: Eukaryota; Metazoa; Chordata; Actinopteri; Syngnathiformes; Syngnathidae
Gene: fam117aa
Product: family with sequence similarity 117 member Aa
Exons: 8
Coding region: 212-1369 (385 amino acids)
Source: RefSeq, a predicted model, not a curated record